GGGGACGAGGAGGAGGAAGAGGAGGAGGAGGCAGCGGUGCCACCCCUCCCGCCCUCCUUUGGAUGAGAAGCGAGCGCGAGGGCUUCUCUUUAUUGCCUCUCCCCCCCACCUCUCUCUCUCUUCCCAGUAUUUAUUUAUUUCACUCGCAAGUGGCCGGAGCAGCGAACACCCCCCCCCCCCCCCCCCCCCCGUCUCUCAAGCGCUCGUCCCCCUCUCCAGCACCAGCACGGCGACACUCGGGGGAGCGCUGCAGGAGAAGCUGCUGCCGCUGCUGCUGCUGCUGCUACAACACCAACGGGGAGCCGAGAGCAGUCAUUGUCUCCUGCACGGGCUGUUGCGACCACGACACGCAAACCUCACAUAGGACAGAGGCUAUGUAUUCACGAGCACCCAAUGCACGCGGCCAUAGGUAUGCUAACGCGUUGUUUUCAUAGAGGCGCACCAGUUCAGAGAGACACAUUGAGACAAACAGUCUAUGCGUUCGGCUUGUACACGCACACCGAUGCGCGCAGGUAGGGGCUAUAAGGCGUGCAGUUCUCGGGGUUCUACACGAUUCACACACACAGCAUCAGCAGCAGCGGCAGGGAAAUGAACAACACGGCACCAGUUGAGAUGGUAGGAUGCACGCACUCGGUCUAGAUCACACCGGGCUACGCGCGCGGGUUACGGUGACGCUCAAGAGUGACUAUUUGUGAAUCCGUUGCCUACCCCGAUGUAGGUAGACAGCUGAAGCGUACGCCAGUUGUGCGUGGGGGUUUCCCCCCCCCCCCCCCCCUUCGUCUUCUUCCAUUCCUUGGGCGGCGAUAGCGUUGACAGCACGGGCUGGCGUGUGGGCUAUUGUUGUAAGCCGCCGAGGCUGGGUUGUUGAUUAUUGAAUACCGCGGUCGAAGGCGACGACUCCGACUCCGUCACGUGGAGGGCAACCACAGCGCGCAAGAGGUCCGUGCCAACACCGUCAGAAUGUGUGAACACAAUCGUGGCGAGUUGGUGGCCAGAUUAAGUCGUUUACCGAAUUGCGGCGAGACUUUUUUUAUAUAAUUUUUUUUUAAAUCAGAGUCACAGACGUACGAACGUAUACUUCAUUGUGUUGUAACUCGAUGACAGACCCGAAAUUACAUAGCGUCAGAUGUAUUCGUUGGCGAUGCGUGCGUUGAGAAACCGCUCCGUUUGGAAAUGCAACCUUGCAAGACCUGUUAUACUUGCACGGUGCACUUGCACGUUAAUUACAUACGAAUUUAAACACGCAUUGUCAUAUAAUAACAACAACAUAGGGAGGUUACCGAGAAACACUCGGCAAUCUGGGUGAACAGGCAGUCCGCGACAAUGUAUCGAUAGCUGCAUAAUUCGUGCGAUCGAUAGGUCUGCAACUAUUAACAACCACACAUACAUAGUAAGUCGUCAGGCAAAUCGACUACGUACACAGGCAUAGUAUAUGGAUGCACAUCAAUUCUAGGACACGUACAAUCUGGGAUAUACACACGUGCGCUAAACUACAUACACAUCAAUCUCGGCAAAAUACACCUUCCUGAUGGUACCCAUUCUAUAAAUAAAUACACGAAUCUAUAGGUCGAGAGCUUAUAGAUACACACACACACCAAGAAAUACACGUACACACUUUGACAUACACAAAAAUACACAUUGAGGUCGAUCAUCUGCACCACGAUCAUACUCUCAAAUUACGAAGACCCCUCCCCUAUAACCUUAACAGACUCUUGGGGUAAGUGCAGCUCGCGAGACACACAACACCCAUAGCCUGUAACAGACUGUUGGGACAAGUUAUGUUGGCGAGCACCUAUUAAGAUCAGUCCGGCAAUCAAAGAGGGUUGGGUGGUGGUGGCCAGUCUUCCAUACACACACAAGACAAAGACACACACACACACAAACUCUCACGCACGUACCAACUAGUACUCGUACACAGCACACAGCGGGGGGGGGGGGGGGGCUACAAGGAGACACUGCGAGCCCCGUGGUAUCAGCAACAGAAUUCGGCGUAGGCGGCACCCAGAUUGGAAGAGACGAUGCCGUUCUUCUACAUCGUGGACGACCUGCCCCAGUCGCCGUGCGCGCCCCGGCUGGAGCACUUCGUGGAGCAGCAGCACCACCGCCAGUACCGCGCCAGCGCCAUCCGCAGCCGCGCCGAGCGCCUUCAGGAGCCCCCCGGGCGCGACCCGCGGCGAUUCGCGGAGCUGCGCGCCGAUUGCCUCCGCAGCGGCUCCCUCUACGUGGACCGCGACUUCCUCGCAGGGGACGCAGUGCUGGGGCCCUCGCUGUGCGGCCAGCGGUGCAGUUGGCGCAGGCCCACGGAAAUAUGCUACAACCCACAGUUCAUUGUGAAUGGAGCCACAAGAACCGACAUCAAGCAGGGGGCUCUGGGCGACUGCUGGCUGCUGGCAGCCAUUGCAUCCCUGACCCUGCACCCCAGGCUGUUGGCUCGCGUGGUGCCAGAAGGACAGAGCUUCAGCGACGGCUACGCCGGCAUCUUCCACUUCCAGUUCUGGCAGUUUGGUGAGUGGGUGGACGUGGUUAUUGACGACCUGCUACCCACGCAGAACAACAAGCUGGCUUUCCUGCACUCCACAGACCGCAACGAGUUCUGGAGUGCGCUGCUCGAGAAGGCAUAUGCAAAGCUCAAUGGCUCAUAUGAGGCCCUCAAGGGUGGCAGCAUUGCCGAAGCCAUGGAGGACUUCACGGGCGGCGUGUUCGAGUUCUACGACCUGAAGAAGGCACCUCCAGAUCUCUACCGCAUCAUGCGCAAGGGCUUAGAGAAGGCGUCUAUGAUGGGCUGCUCGAUUGAUAUCACAAGCAUGUUUGACCUGGAGGCACGACUGCCCAAUGGGCUGGUGAAAGGCCACGCCUACUCCAUCACGGGCCUUGACCAGAUUGUUUCAGGAACAUUGUGCAUUGCUCAUGAUGUGUUUUUUGAGGGACAAGAUGUAAGGUUGGUGCGAAUCAGGAAUCCGUGGGGAGAGGUGGAGUGGAAUGGGGCCUGGAGCGAUAACUCAUGGGAGUGGAGGGUCGUAGAUGUUUCGGAGAGACGUCGACUGGAGCAGGUCCGAGCGGAGGAUGGAGAAUUCUGGAUGUCCUUCUCGGACUUCAAGCGUAACUUUUCCAAGAUGGAGAUCUGCAACCUGUCGCCCGACACGCUGCGCACGCAGAGCGACUCGCGACACUGGACGGUGACGGCGCACGAGGGACGCUGGCUGCGCGGCUGCACCGCCGGGGGCUGCCGCAACUACGCAGGGACGUUCUGGACCAACCCACAGUUCCACUUGCGAUUGCACGAGGAGGACGAUGACCCGGAUGACGAUGAGGUGGCCUGCUCGUUCAUCGUCGCCCUCAUGCAAAAGAACAUGCGGCGUCAGAAGCGAGACCUACUCACCAUCGGCUACGCCAUUUACGAGGCGCCGCCCGGGUGCACGCACCUGCCGGGGGAAUUCUUUGUGCGGAACUCCUCGCGCGCCCGCAGCCACAACUUCAUCAACCUGCGCGAGGUGUCGGACCGCUUCCGCCUGCCGCCCGGCCACUACGUCAUCGUGCCGUCCACGUACGAGCCGCAUCAGGAGGCCGACUUCCUGCUCCGGGUCUACUGCGAGAAGAUGAACAGAUCGAGAGAGUCGGACGACAGAAUUGGUGCCAACAUUGAAGAGCCCAGCAUGCCCGUGGAGUUGGUGGAGACGGACGAGGACCGGAGGUUUACACAGGUCUUCAAGAAGCUGGCCGGCGAGGACAUGGAGAUCAGCCCCAGGGAACUGCAGGACCUCUUAAACAAAGUUACUGCCAAACAUGGCGAGCUCAAGUCCGACGGAUUCAGCUUGUACGCCUGCCAGAGCAUGGUUGCCCUCAUGGAUUCUGAUGGAAGCGGAAAACUCGGCCUUCCCGAAUUUAAACUGCUCUGGGAGAAAAUCAAAAUGUGGCAGGCAAUCUUCAGGAAGUAUGAUGAGGAUCGUUCGGGUACCAUGUCGUCGUAUGAAAUGCGAGCAGCUCUCAAUGCAGCAGGAUUCCACCUGAACAACCAGAUGUAUCAGCUGAUCACCAUGCGCUACGCCGACGAGAGUAUGACCAUCAAGUUUAAUGACUACAUUACCUGUAUGGUGCGAUUGGAGGCCAUGUUCAGAAUAUUCCAUGCCCUUGACAAAGACAAACGUGGCGUUAUCAGACUGGGACUGGGUUUGUGGCUGCAGUUGACCAUGUACGCAUGAGGUCUUCACCGAUUGGCCACCAGGAGCAAGGAGAGCAGAGCCUGCACCAAUCAGAAGCAAGCAUGUGCAUGAAAAUGUGCCACGAAAAAUAUUCACCGAGUUGAAUAUCGUGCUGAGUGUCAAAGUGAAGCCUUCAGCAGGGUGCUUUUAGCACCGGCAGUACUGUUACAUUUCUAUUACAUUGCUGAGACGUCAGUUUUAAGUUUGACAAAUUUUGGUACACCCUCGUGUAUGAGAAUACUGUUGUGUUUUUACGCCAUUGAUCGGUGCAUUGAUAAUAUGCAUGGUAUCUGUUUAAAUUGUAUGGAGCUAGCAGGCAUGUGUAGCCAACUUGUGGCCAUGUGAUAUAGUUAAUUGGGGAGCUGGUAUUAUUUAGAAGAGAUUGAAGGUAUGUUUCUGCCCCCCCUGGUAAGGGGAUCUAAAAUAUGUCUUGUAAAGUGAUCUGGUUGUUCGGGGGCAGCCUGGUGUUGGAUUGUGUGAGGAUGGGAACAUUUCGAUGGCUUUCGUGCUGAUCUGUGAACUGCUGUUGAAUUUCCUGAGUCACAGAUCCCUCAGAUGUGUGUUGCUAAAUGGGGCUUGGCAUGUAAAGGAGCAAUAUUAUAAGUUCGUGCACUGAGAAUUACAGCAACGGUACUUUUCUAUAAACAACGGUACUUUUCAACAGUGGGUGUCAUAUUGAGGGACUGGCCCCUUCCAAACGAACGCGGAAUCUUAACAAACUGGUCCAGGGCCACCAGUAGCCUCACUCGUUUGAAAAAAGAAACCAGCCGGACUUUUAUAAAGGCAUGUACUUCCAGUAGAAUAACUGACGAAACAAAAUGUCUUCUUAAUCAGUUGUAUGUUUGUCUACAUAGGGGUAAACAUUUCUAAUAGGAGUAAUUGGUCAGAUCAUUGAUGGCGCAAAGUCAAAGUGAACCAUUUAUAUUGCCAUUUUUUUACAGGGGAGUAAAGAAAAUUAUGUUGUAAAUGAUUCGAUCAACAUACAGGAUUGGAUCAUUAAUACUGGACUGUUCCGCUUCAAGUGAAAAUGCUAUACAUGUGUGUGCAGAUUGUGGACAAGUAUUGGAAUUGUCUGCAUUGGAGAAUUGUGCAUGAUGAUUUAUGUAACGUUUAAUUCAUCCUCCCUGCUCCAGCUGUGGCCUCUUCUGCAAGUCACCAGUGGCAUUACUUAAUGGUCAAAAAAAGCAUGGAGCGGAAGUUGCAAAACCUGCAGGCAUGGCAGCAGGAGGGGAUGGUAAAGCUAUCUGCGCCAUUGUUUUUUGUUGUGAAGCUAUGGGUUUACAAAGUGUUCUCCGGUGGCGUUAUUGUCGUAAGCCGUCCAUAACGGGUGCACCUUGCGUCCAAACGGAACCACUUGGUUUAAGGUCAGGUGCCCGCACACUGCUCUUCAGUCGGAUUGUGGUGGGACAGAGCCAAAUGGCUCACGAUUUGGUUUGAUGAACCACUUUGUCGGAAGUUCGCGUUUUUCCUUUGGUCAGAAUGUCACCGCUGGCUCAGGGUGAUAAAUGGAGGUGAGUACUGCCUCAGACUUGUUUGAGCAAGGAAAAGAUUUUCACUUUUGUCCAACACAUAGUUGAAGGCAAAACAUAAUGCAAAUGUAACAUUUUAAGUCGAGUGGUCAUUUUUAUUAAAAUGUUAAACUUAUGUAGAUUUAUUUCAACUCUCACAGAAAGGUAAAUUACUCGUGUGUGUGUGUGUGUGUUUGUUGGGAGCAGUAGUGUAGUGGUUCAGCGCUACGUUGCGCUAUGAACCCAGCGGCCCGAGUUCGAUUCCUGCUCAUGGCCAACAUCAGUGACGAUUAUCUGAACGGGUCCUGGGCCUGCCCUAAGUCGACUCAGCCUCAAAUGAGUACCUGGUGCGGUGUGUAAACAUCGCCACUCGGGAUACAAAGGCGGCCGGGCGUGGUGCUGGUCAUCCACCUCCUCGUGUGUCGUGCCGGCCUUCGUAGGUGCUCGCUAACAGCACUUGCCCCUACAGUCUGUUCAGGCUAUACGGGGGAUCUUUGUGAGAGGGAAAACGCAUGAAACAAUUUUAGCAAUAAUCUCAGUGUAUAGCUAAGAAAAUAAAUUUUACCCCCACUGACGGUCCUUAUAUAAAUGCAAAUGUUUGUGCAAUACAUACACACGCGAAAUGAGACGUUAACUUGACAAGGUUCUCGUAAUGCUGCGAGACCUCGCACCAGUCGGGCAGUCUUAUCGGCUCGUUUAUUAACCUGCCUUUGACUCGAGCAAUCUCAAGGGUGCAUUCAGCGGCUCAUUCUCAAGCGUGGGCAUGUUGUGACCUUAGGCCAGGUGGUCCCAUGCGGGAGGGGAGCUGUGUUGUAUUACAGUUGGACACGACACUUGCGAGCACGCAGUUGUGCCAAUCGUUGCUUAAAUUAGCAUUUGCCUUUUGAAUACUGUACGUGUGUAUUUAUAAAUGGGGAAAAUAAAAUGUUUUUGUAUGUGUGAAUAAGAUGGCCCCAGGAGUUUUUGCAAGUUUUGUGGUUAUGGAAGAUGACGCACAAAAAACCCGAAUAUGACUAGUUUAACUUUUGGAAAAUAUUGCAAUGGACACAUUAUGCACUAUAUAUAUACGUCUCCAAACAUUGAAUGUUGACAUUUUUAAGACGGCUGGAUGGUACCGUGACCGAGCGCUAGUUUCAGAAAAGUAAGAUUGAGGAGUUCAAAUCCCAAUCAGAGCUUAACUAAUUCUGUUGUUCCUCCAAGGUUGACAAAAUAAGUACCAUUACUGGAAACAGUGGUUCUCAUUUGGUGAAAUUGCCUCUUGGCAUAGGAAUGUUGAAUUUCCACAACUUGUCUCUGGUUGACAAUAGAGAUGAACAAUGCUCCUCAUUUGCGCAGUGAGACACUGGACAUGAAGUUGGGUGUGAUAUUUAAAGUUAACUUUGAAAACUGCGAUUUAGCGAGCUGUGGGGUGUAACUGGAUUCUGUGGAUCAAUGUUGAUGUCUAAAGCUCAAGAGAACCGUACUGAGUGACUGUUUAAAUGUUUACUAUUCAAUAUUAAUGCUAGGCUUUAAAAAUUAAACACGUCUACUUCCACCAUCAAUUUGCUUACAGGAACCAUGUAUUUGUUGAACGAGAAAAAUAUGGACAAAGAAAAGAAUUACGAAUUAUGUUAUCACAAUUAUAGAAUACAAUUGACAUUAUGUUUUUAUGUGAUCGCAUCUCCAGAUGCUUCACAGGUGAAAAAACAAACCAUAGCUACAUGCACAUGAGAACAGACAAUCCUCAAGUCUUGAACAAGGGCCAGAUAAUCAAGUGCACGAAGUUUAAGAGAACUCCAGACAACAUGAGCAGAAGUCAUGGAACGAAGCAUUGUAAGAAGGCCUUUCUGGGGAGACCACUUAAAUUCUGCGUAUUUGUCUCGCCUCAUUGAUAUGAAAGAUGUUUUCAUCAAUCAGUCUGUGGGCUUUCCAGACCAAUAUCAUUCAACAUAAUUUGUUUAAGUAAACUAAGGACCGGGGUUUGACCUUUUGCGUGUCACCAGGCAAUAAGCUUGUUAAAUAAAUAUUGCUCCGGUUGACAUGUUACGGGCAAUCUUUAAUACAGGGCUCUGUUCACCACAAACCAUAUAUUUGCAUGUGCUUUUGUGGAGAAUAUAUAAUUUUAGAGCCCUUUGUCAAUGCCCUUCUGGAUGAAGGCCUUCACACCCCGUAUCUCGCUUCGUUCGGUUCAUAUACAAACGCACACACCACUGCGCCAUUAAUUAUGACGCGUUGUGAGUCAUACAAUAAAUAUGAGGGCUU
Messenger RNA from Lethenteron reissneri (Far Eastern brook lamprey), 7948 nucleotides. RefSeq names its product calpain-1 catalytic subunit-like. Gene Ontology annotation, molecular function: calcium ion binding; calcium-dependent cysteine-type endopeptidase activity. Lineage: Eukaryota; Metazoa; Chordata; Hyperoartia; Petromyzontiformes; Petromyzontidae. The record is from RefSeq and is a predicted model, not a curated record. Gene Ontology annotation, biological process: proteolysis. Gene Ontology annotation, cellular component: cytoplasm.